Molecule: messenger RNA, 1284 nt
Organism: Hibiscus syriacus
Lineage: Eukaryota; Viridiplantae; Streptophyta; Magnoliopsida; Malvales; Malvaceae
Product: class V chitinase-like
Exons: 3
Coding region: 1-1284 (427 amino acids)
Biological process (GO): carbohydrate metabolic process; chitin catabolic process
Cellular component (GO): extracellular region
Molecular function (GO): chitinase activity; chitin binding
Source: RefSeq, a predicted model, not a curated record
AUGACUGCCAAGCUUCUCAUCUUCUUGUUUUUCAGUUUCCCGUUUCUACUUCAGUUUCACUUCUCCGCCGGUCAGAAUCCUGUCAGAGCCGGAUACUGGUCCGCCGACACUGAAUUUCCGGUUUCCGACAUAGAUUCUACUCUUUUCACUCACCUUUUCUGCGCAUUCGCCGACAUUAAUCCUCAAACCAACCGAGUUACAGUUUCUCCGGUGAACCAGCCCCGAUUCUCCUCCUUCACUUCAACCGUCAGAUCUAGAAACCCAAACGUCAGAACCCUCCUCUCGAUAGGCGGUGGAAAUUCAUCGCCGGUGGAUUUCGCUUCCAUGGCAAGACAAGCUAUUUCUCGGAAAUCAUUCAUCGAUUCCUCCAUAAACUUAGCUCGAUCUUACAAUUUCCAUGGCCUCGACCUCGAUUGGGAACGCCCAUCGACGAGAACCGAGAUGGACAACUUGGGUUUACUUCUAAACGAAUGGAGAGCCGCUUUGAAUUACGAAUCCGCCGUCACCGGUAGACCAAAACUGCUUCUCUCGGCGGCGCUUUUUUACAACUCGUAUUAUAAUAGUCUCCUUCACCCGAUCCAAGCUAUAAGAAACAGCCUGGACUGGAUCAACGUAAUGGCUUAUGAUUUCUACGCCCCGGGAUGGUCGACCGUGACCGGACCUCCGGCGGCUUUAUUCAAUUCCGACACUCAAGUCAGUGGGGAUUACGGGAUCCAAUCGUGGAUUCAGUCCGGAAUUCCGGCGAACAAAUUAGUUAUGGGAUUUCCUUUCUACGGCCGUGCAUGGCGGAUUGUGAAUGCGAAUAACCAUGGGUUCUUUGAGCCGACGAGUGGGGCGGCUAUAACGCCGGACGGAGCCGCGGGUUACGGUCAGAUCAGGGAGUUUAUUGCGCAGAACAACGCCGUGGAAGUGUACAAUGCGACGGUGGUUUCGAAUUAUUGCUACAACGGGACGACGUGGAUCGGAUACGAUGAUACGCAGAGCAUUAGGGCUAAGGUUUCUUACGUUAAACAAAAUGGGUUGCUUGGUUACUAUGCAUGGCAUGUAGGUGCUGAUGAUAAUUGGGCUCUCUCUAGAACAGAUUUGUCACAAAAUGUUCAGAUGGCAAUGGAGAAUAUGCUUCAGAUGCUAAAGAGAGCGAAUCUGAAAUUGAUCAAAACUCUUCGGAAUAAUGGAAGAGGUAGAGACUCUGCUCUUGAAAGGAAGAAAAGUUUGGAAGAAGAGAAGGAACGGUUCCAGAAAGCUGCAUUCACCUUGUUGGACAUGCUGAAUAGCAGAGAAUGA